CACGGCACUGCAGGUACACUGUACAGUCACUGAGUACUCUAUUUCUACUGAAAUUAGACUCCAACGUCCAAGCAGUGAUAUUUUUCCCUGAAAUUGAGGUCACAAACACUUUUGAGCCGGUACACGUGCAACGAGAGAGGAAUGGUUUGUGGUAAACAAAAGACAUUCUGAAGUUCCGGAAAUGACAGAAAGUGCGUCGAACGCGUCUUGUAUGAAGCCUUUUCUGCAUGAGCAGGGAUGGAAGUACGACGCGUUCUUAUGUCAUACGGGUAAAGACAAACACUUCGUACGUUGUGUAUACAAUGAGAUGCUGAAACGUCAAAUGGCCACGUUCUUGGAUGUUGAAAGUUUGACAGGGGGAGAGAGAGCACAAGUAACGAUUGCUGACGCCAUUCAGAUGUCUCCUUUCUUUGUCGUUGUGAUGAGCCAUUAUUUCAAAGACCAACGUUAUCCUGAAGCGGAAGCAGAAGCAGCACUCGCAUUUGAUGACGCAAACAUGAAGAUUUUACCAGUUUUCUAUGGCAUGACAGCUGAUGAGUGCGGUAAUUCUAAAAACAGGAUAUGUAAUCAAAUGUCUUCUUAUACGGGUAUCGAGAAAAAAACGAGAACAGACGAAAAUUUCGCUAUAGAAGUUGCCAAGUUUGUUGAACGCAAAGUUCAGGAACAAUGGCAUGAUGGGAAGCUAAAAGUCUGUAGACUUUGUGAUUUUUUUGGGAUCUACAAGACAGAUCUUGGUCCUUUGGAAGAAUUGAAAGACAAACAUCUUCAACGCAAGCAUAAGCAUACUUGGGCCUAUUGGACAAUUCUGCUUUCGUCACUAUUGUUGCUUGCUUGGAUGUUCGGUCCAGGUUUAGUAAGGGUUAAUCAUGCAGAAAAUAUUGGCAAAGUUGCCAUAUUCCCGUCAAAAUAUGAAAAAGAACAUUUUCAGAUCUUCAUAGGCCGAGAAAUUGAGCUCAAGAAUAUAACAAAUGCUUUCUGGAAAGACGAAAAGAGAGUUGAUCCUCAACAGAUGAUACUUACUGAGACAAUAGCACAUUAUAUUAGUGGAAUGGGUGGAUGCGGUAAGACAGCUCUGGCAGCAGCAUAUGCUCGAGAAUGUCGACAUUUAUACGGCGGCGGAGUAUUUGUGUUCAAUGCUCAGUCUUAUUCGUCGUUUCAACACUCUCUAAGAAAUCACUUGAAUGAUCUUGCCGUACAUACUCAAUCAGAUGUGGACAUCUCCCCAGACUUUACACAAUUUAUGUUACUUCUUGCUAACCGUGGCAACGUUUUGUUAGUCUACGACGGUGCCGACAACUUGGACGUUAUUGAUGAUUAUAUCCCCAAUUUGAAAACAAAAUGUCAUAUUCUCAUAACUACUAGAAUGUCAAAGCAUAAGCUAUUGCAGCCCGGCAAUUUUCUUUCCCUCAAGCCUCUGAACCAGAGUCUGGCUUUAACAGUAUUACUCUAUUUCGCUGGUUACAGAGACUCUAGUGAACUACCAGAGAGGGAAUUAGAAAGUGCUUGGGGAAUAGCUAACGACCCACCCGUCGAAUCUCUUCCUUUAGCGGUUAAGCAUGUAGGGAUGUAUUUGGAAGAAACCAAGUUUGUGCUAAGUUUUUCAACGUACUUACAUCGUUUGCAAACUCGCUUGGAGAACAUGAAAAUGUUGAUAACCUCCGACUUGGAAGAAUUGUUGCGGUACUGGCGGAUGAUGCACGUGAAAAAAGUUUUGAAAGCUGAGAAUAUCAACAGCGUCGGAGCCUUUAACAGAACGAACCUUCGAUUGUUGGCUAAUAAAAUUGACUCUCACGAUAUGAAGAUGCUGACGUUGAUGCAGCAACGUCUGCUUUCCAACUCCCACGCCUCUAUUCCUUGGGAGAUGAACAUUGAAGACGUGUUAUUGUCUGGUGACUCUGAUCCUAUGAACGUGUUGAUAACGGCAUCUCUUCUUCAUUCUACUAACAUUUCUUUAGACCUACUGAGAGAGGUUACCAUUCCAAUGUCAAAUGAUGAAAUUGGACGCAGCAAGCGCAUCAUUCUUGCCGUCGGUCACUUGUCGAAAUAUUCUCUUGUUGAGGCUGUCGUAGAGUACGCGAUGAGAAACAAAACGUACGUUUCGCGGUUGCAGUCUUUGUGCACCCAUCUUGCCAUCAUUUUUCCGCGUAGCAAGAAAAAAUGCGGCAGAAGCUGUUCUAGAAAGCGAUCUCGUGUUGGAUCAGAGUUGUUGGAAAUUAGUUAG
Molecule: messenger RNA, 2221 nt
Organism: Corticium candelabrum
Lineage: Eukaryota; Metazoa; Porifera; Homoscleromorpha; Homosclerophorida; Plakinidae
Exons: 9
Coding region: 182-2221 (679 amino acids)
Biological process (GO): signal transduction; defense response
Molecular function (GO): ADP binding
Source: RefSeq, a predicted model, not a curated record